This is a messenger RNA of Cadophora gregata, 1293 nucleotides long. RefSeq lists its product as uncharacterized. Lineage: Eukaryota; Fungi; Ascomycota; Leotiomycetes; Helotiales; Ploettnerulaceae. The coding region runs from base 1 to 1293 and encodes 430 amino acids. The transcript has a single exon. Gene Ontology annotation, molecular function: hydrolase activity. The record is from RefSeq and is a predicted model, not a curated record.
AUGAGGAGCCAUCCCCUCCACCAGCCGCAAGAGUUGGCUGCCAUCGUCGAUCGAUUCCGUCCCGACUGGUCACCUUUUGAGGACAUCUGCAAAUAUAUCCACUCGCACCCUGAAUUAGGCACCCAGGAGUCUCAAACGGCGGCUCUUGUGGCUCGGCAUCUCACCGAUCUUGGCCUCGAUGUGAAAGAAGGCAUAGGUGGUUACGGCCUCGCCGGUAUCCUGCGCAAUGGCCCUGGUCCCAUCGUUCUGAUCCGUGCAGAACUUGACGCUCUCCCGGUGCUAGAAGAAACGGGGCUCCCAUACGCGAGCAAAGUUUGCGCGCGCGACAGCAAUGGAGUCGAACAAACACUGAUGCAUGCCUGCGCUCAUGACCUCCACAUAUCCUGUCUCCUGGCGACCAUACACCUGCUCAUAGCUGCCAAGUCGUAUUGGAACGGAACUGUGAUCUGUGUUUUUCAGCCGGACGAAGAGAGGGGGAGAGGUGCCACGGCUAUGGUGGAAGAUGGGCUAUACGAAAAGAUCCCUAUCCCCGACCUGAUUCUCUUUCAGCCCGUCGACCAUCAACGGACGGGCACCGUGUCGAUCGGUUCGGGCCCCACACAAGCGGCAGCAGGUUCCUUCGACGUGAGAAUCUUUGGACGCGGGGGCCACGGAGCCCAGCCAGAAAGUUCCAUCGAUCCGAUUGUCAUCGCCAGCUACAUCAUUGUCCGCCUCCAGAGCAUUGUGAGCCGAGAUAUCGCGCCGUCAGACGUGGCCGUCAUCACGUGCGGGAGUAUCCAUGCCGGCGAAGCCGAGAACAUCAUCCCUGAUUUCCUAGACUUUAAACUCAACAUCAGGACUUUCAAUUCCCAGGUCCGGAAGAAAGUGUUGGAGAGGGUCAAACAGAUCAUCACGGCCGAGUGCGAAGCGUCCAACGUCCCCGAGCCUCCCCAGAUUACGGUGAGAACGACAUUUCCAGUGACGGAUAACAACGUCGCCAUCGUCGAGAGGCUGAGGAAUACGUGGCAACCCUGUUUUGGUGACAGCUUGCAAAUAGACGUGCCGAAAGCAGCCAGCGAAGAUUUGCCCAACUUGGCUAAUCCGCAUAAUAUCCCGUACGCGGUAUGGUUCUGUGGAGGCACGGAUGCGGAGAAAUGGGACGACGCGGCGCGACGCAAUCAGCUGGACCAGAUCCCCAGAAAUCACAGUGGUCUCUUUGCCCCCGUCAUCGAACCCACUCUUCGUACAGCAAUCAAUGCCAUGUCUCUCGCAGUUCUCACAUUUGUGACCAAUGGAUCUUCUUUAGUCGCUUAA